Molecule: messenger RNA, 717 nt
Organism: Entamoeba invadens IP1
Lineage: Eukaryota; Evosea; Mastigamoebida; Endamoebidae
Exons: 1
Coding region: 1-717 (238 amino acids)
Source: RefSeq, a predicted model, not a curated record
AUGUUGCUUUACUUGUUUAUAGCAGCCACACUGGCCUUCACAAGUGGUGAUGAUUACCAAGUUGUGCAUGGACCAGAGUCCAAUGUUUUUACUGCUGGCAAUGAGCAGUAUUCCAGACCAAGUUGCACAACAUGCUGCAGAGUAUUAUUUGCGUCCGACUACAAUUAUGUGACAAAAAAGAGAUUUACUACCAAUGAUAUGAACACACGUUAUGUGAUGGAUAUGGAGUUUGAUAACAGAAACAAGGUUAGAGCGGCUUGGGGCGAGUACGAGCAGAACAUCUUGUUACGACCAAUUAACAUGGGUAACGAACUUCAGUUCUGGGAAUUUGCUCCUUACAAGAUGUUCAUCUCAUUCCCUAUCCCUAGAAGAGUUCACGAUAUCAGACGCGGUGCUUUCGAAGGAUACACUUUAAUCAUUUGGGCUAAGAAACCCCCUUUGGAUGAAGGAACUAACAACCAAAGAUUCCUCUAUGUCCACCCAUACGCUGGAUACCCAACUACUGCUACUUACGCUCAAUACAAACAACACUUCUAUAUCCCAUACCAAAAUAAUUAUGAUUACGCCCUCUGCUAUCAAGCUAAAACACCAACGGAAAGAAGAUCCACUUGGGAUGGAAAUGCAAAAUUGACCACUGUGGGUUCAAGCUAUCAAAUAUAUGCUACAAAAUGCAGUAAUAAUGCUGCCACACAAUAUUUCGUUCCUAUCUUCGCGUAA